Molecule: messenger RNA, 738 nt
Organism: Sinocyclocheilus grahami
Lineage: Eukaryota; Metazoa; Chordata; Actinopteri; Cypriniformes; Cyprinidae
Product: angiopoietin-related protein 2-like
Exons: 3
Coding region: 1-654 (217 amino acids)
Biological process (GO): blood coagulation; positive regulation of heterotypic cell-cell adhesion; fibrinolysis
Cellular component (GO): fibrinogen complex
Molecular function (GO): extracellular matrix structural constituent; protein-macromolecule adaptor activity
Source: RefSeq, a predicted model, not a curated record
AUGACCCAGCUUACUGUCUCUGUUAAAGGGCCGUGGAAUGACUGUCAUCAUGUGCUAAAGUCAGGAGAGAAGACUAGUGGCUUCCACCUGCUGCAACCACACAAUACUAACUGUCUACUGCAGGCCUGGUGUGACCAGAGCAGAGCUCAGGGUGGCUGGAUCGUUAUCCAGAGGAGACAGGAUGGCUCUGUCAACUUCUUUAGGACCUGGGAUCAGUACAAGCAAGGCUUUGGGAAUCUGGAUGGAAAAUACUGGCUGGGUUUGGAUCACCUGUACUGGCUCACCUCUCAGGACACAUACAAGCUGCGAGUAGCCAUUGAAGACUGGCAAGGACGACAGGUGUUUGCGGAGUACGACAGCUUUCAGGUGGAACCAGACAGUGACUGGUACCGACUACGGUUAGGCAGUUAUCAAGGCAACGCAGGAGACUCCCUCUCAUGGCACAACAAUAAAGCAUUCACCACUCUGGAUCGCGAUAAGGAUGCUUACUCAGGUAACUGUGCUCAUUACCAGAAGGGCGGCUGGUGGUACCACAUGUGUGCCCACUCCAACUUGAAUGGGGUGUGGUAUAGAGGAGGCCAUUACAGAAGUCGAUACCAGGAUGGUGUUUACUGGGCAGAGUUCAAAGUGGCCAUGAUGAUCAAACCUGCUUAACAUGAAUAGAAACAAAUCAGCAGAGCACCCAGAGAAUUGAGAGUACGUAGAAUAAGUGCCACUUUUUCUUCACAAAGAUGUGAC